This is a messenger RNA of Ictalurus furcatus (blue catfish), 3950 nucleotides long. It is a transcript of the gene poglut3, whose product is annotated as protein O-glucosyltransferase 3. Lineage: Eukaryota; Metazoa; Chordata; Actinopteri; Siluriformes; Ictaluridae. Gene Ontology annotation, molecular function: protein binding; glucosyltransferase activity. The transcript has 9 exons. The record is from RefSeq and is a predicted model, not a curated record. Gene Ontology annotation, cellular component: endomembrane system. The coding region runs from base 10 to 1611 and encodes 533 amino acids.
AGUACCCGUAUGAAAACGCGGACGCGCAUCACAGCAGUAACAAUGCUGCAGAAAAACUGUUUAGGAACUUCAUAUAGUGCGCACAAUGUGUUAUUAACGGUUUAUAUCGCUACAUUUCUGAUCGGUUAUGCAAAACCGGGACUCUGUCAUGAAUAUAAAGUUGAAGUAAGUCCAGAAAGAUGCAUAAUUUGGGGACCGGGUUUGGAUCCGCGGGUUGUGGUUCCUGUCCGCUAUUUUUACAUUCAGGCGGUGAAUCAAGACGGAGAAAACAUCACCGUGUCCCCGGAUACCGAUUCGUUCCAGGUGAGAGUGAGCGCUGUCUCGGUACAGGAGCGAGUCCGUGUUCAUGUUCCUGCUCCUCUGGACCGGAACGACGGCUCCUUCCUUGUGAGAUUCCGGCUUUACUCCAGUGCGGUUAGCGGCCUGAAGGUGGAGGUGUUUCACAAGCACAAACCUGUGGCUCAGUCUCCAUACACACUGACAGGAGCAGUGUAUCAUGAGGACUGCGAUUGUCCCGAUGAGGACGCGGAGGCGUGGUUGAGUGUGAUGAAGUGUCCGAGUGCAGAUCCUCAGAUCGAGCAAGAUUUCAGCGCUUUUCCCUCCAUUGAGCUGCAGCAAGUGAGACAGGAAGUUCCCUUGCGCUUCUCUAACAGGGGUGUCAUUCACUACACCAUCAUCAGCAACCAGCUGCACCGCCGUGCGCUCGGGAAAUACACCGACUUCAAGAUGUUCUCCGACGAGAUGCUGCUUUCACUCACGCGCAAAGUCCGUGUGCCCGACGUCGAGUUCUUCAUUAACGUCGGUGACUGGCCCUUAGAGACGCGCAAAGUUUCCGACGUUCCCAGACCACUUCCCAUUAUCUCAUGGUGCGGCUCGAAGGACAUGCGUGACAUCAUCCUGCCCACCUAUGACAUCACACACUCCACCUUGGAGACGAUGAGGGGCGUGUCCAAUGACCUGCUGUCUGUACAGGGAAAUACAGGUCCUGUGUGGGGGAAUAAAACGGAGCGAGCGUUUUUCCGAGGCAGGGACAGUCGUGAGGAACGAUUAAACCUUGUCACCAUGUCCAAGAAAAAUCCCGAGCUGCUGGACGCCGGGAUCACGGCUUUCUUCUUCUUUCGCGAACGAGAGAAAGAUCUCGGCAAAGCACCGCUGGUCGGAUUCUUCGACUUCUUUAAGUAUAAAUACCAGGUGAACGUGGACGGGACCGUAGCUGCGUACAGGUUUCCGUACCUGAUGUUGGGGAACAGUGUGGUAAUGAAGCAGGACUCUUCGUAUUACGAACACUUUUACACACACCUGAGGCCCGGGCGUCAUUACUUACGGCUAAAGAGAGAUCUGUCUGAUUUGAUCGAGAAAAUCCAGUGGGCAAAGGAGAAUGAUGGUGAAGUGGAGGCUGUAGCGAGGGCGGGGCAGGCGUUGGUCAGAGAACUGCUCCAACCUCACAGACUCUACUGUUACUACUACAUGGUGCUAAAGUCGUAUGCAGAUCGACAGGUGGAUAAACCUGCUGUUCAUCCCGAUAUGGAGAGAGUGAGACAGCCGUCUGACCACAGCGCAGCAUGCGACUGUCGCAGGAGGACACGGGAACGGCCGAGCGAUGAGCUCUGACAGAUCUGACUGAGGAGGAGCGUAAUCAUCGGCGUUAGAGCUCUCCUCUGAGAGCGAGAGUUCCUGCAGAGAACCUUUCCACCUGCCACACUCACCUUCUUCCUCUCAGGCCUUCAGAUACCGUUACAUCUGGUCCACUGUGGCUGAGUCCCAAACCGCAUGCUAUGUUUACUGCGUAGGCUGCAGAAACACCUUCACCUGGGCCUGGGGCAGAGGAACCUCGGCUGUGUCUCAUUCAGCAGUGAAGCACUCGGGCAGUGCUGCCUGGAAUAUAGGGACCUUUUCCUUUUACUGUUCCGUAUGUAUGUGAUUACAGUGGGUAAAUCAUGUCAUAAUUUUAUAUGACUGACAGACACACAAACUUGUGCGCGCACACACACACUCACAGUAAUUAUAUUUUGUAAGUGAAGAUGCUUUUAGUGUGUAUCAUAUUUUCUCAAAGAGAAACCAAGCCUGGCUUUUAAGCUGAUUGUUUACUGUCCUGUACUGUAACAACUGCAACAUCAGCAAAGUAAGUGUGUGUGUGUGUGGGGUGGAAAUGCUUUUACAUUUAUUGUUUACAUUUCACAACAGAGCUGCUGAGAUGGAGUUAUUAGUCACUUUGGAUCUGCCGUCUGAAUAAAAUGACUUUCAUCUCAUAUUUUUUAUUUUUAUUUAAAUACUUCUCAGUUUCAUCCACAACAGAAGAAUGUUGCUGCUUUUUUAAAUAAUUUUUUAUCCCCCCACAAUUAUUUGUGUUGUGGACAUAGUGGAGUGCUUUGGAAGUGUGAUUUGGUACAGAGAGAAGAAAAAUAAGAGAAAAAAACAUGGAAAGAUUGGUUGUGGAGACUCAGGCAGUGAGAGUUGUCUGUUCUGCAAAGAGAAUUGGAGGUACAAUGCGAAUAAAUAUUCCUGUUUGUUUACUGAGUUUAGAGUUCGACCGAUAGUGGAUGUUACUGAUACCGAUAACCAAUCAAUCGAUCUUUUUAAAAUUGAUUCUGAAUGAAACCGUGACACUCAAAGUAAAAAUAUCGCUGAACUUUAUUACAAAAAUAAACAGUACUGAAAUGAAAUAAAUAUUAACUAUUAAUACAUAUUAAAGUGAAUAAAAGAUAAAUAUCCAAACUGAACCAAAAAGUAACGCAACAAAUAAAAAUAGAGACGUCCAAAAUGAACCAAAACACACUUCAAAUAGUACAACAAAAUUGGUCAGUGAUAGUUUUUAUUUUGCCUCUAGAGGCCGCUCUCAUACCAUAUAAUCUUGUAGAGGCCCUCCGUGAGUUUGCGAUGGCAGAAAUUAGCUCAAAAUCAAGGAAACUUCACAAUAAUCAGAGGAGCUUGCAAUUUUUCUAAAUUAGUUUUCUACAAAAAAGCACAAAAAAUAUUUUUUGCUGCAGCAAUCACAGAAACACCACGUAAUUCUGAGUGGACCGUCUAAUGACAACGGCCUCUUCUCAGACGCUCUCGCACCGGACGCAACCGGGAAAAACUACCGGUGUGGAUUUGUGCAGAUAACCGAUAGUUACAGAUCUGUUAUCAUACUGAUUAAUCCUCAAAACCGAUAAACCGGUCAAUCUCUAGUUGAGUUAUUGUGUGUUACGCUGCGACAGGGAACUCGGAACUAAACUUGUGUAGUGUGCGUUUGGCUUUCUGCGUAGCAUGCAGAGUUAAUGACAGGAAGUGUGUUAGUACAGUUACAGGUUACAUAAAGAAGAGGAAAAACAGUUCUGCCAUUGUGAUAUGAUCCGGGAUGUUGAUUUGACUUUCUCCUUUCCCUUUUCUCCUUUAUCUUCUCCUCUUCCUUUAUUAUGCCUCUCUCUAGUUCCCUUUAUUAUAGAGUCUGCCGAACUCACUGCAAAACAUUUCCUCACAUUCAGUCUGACAUUCAGUGUGUGUUAGGAAACAGAGCUGAAGUGUGUUUUAUACACACUGUCAUGUGAACACGCCCCUCAUCAGGACUUCACUCCGGCUGAUUCAGCUGAACACCUCGUCAUCUUGUCUGACAUCCGUCUGUGGGAUUCGUAAAGGAGAGAGAGCCGAGACUGCAGUGAUACAGUCUGAUUACAUCUGAUCAAAGCUGAUUGGACUGUAGAGAGGAGAAGGUCUGGUGAUGAGGGAGCUGAAAGAGGUUUUUGAUAAACUGGCUGAAAAGACGACGACGAGCUCCUCGUGCCACAGAAACGUGACAAUGCUAUUUGAAAUGGAGAAGUGGAAUUUUUAUCCCUCAGAGAGAGAGAAGGUGUAGGUACAGUGAAGAUCUGAGCCCUAUUAUACCUUCACAUUAUCACAAUGUCAUUUAUAAGACAGUCUGUGCAGGUUUAUGACUAUUUUCUGUGCAUUUUUACACAACGUACACAGCA